Messenger RNA from Funneliformis geosporum, 1382 nucleotides. The record is from the annotation of a GenBank genome assembly. NCBI's taxonomy places the organism in Eukaryota, Fungi, Glomeromycota, Glomeromycetes, Glomerales, Glomeraceae.
AUGUCUACGCGCCUCAAUUUUUAUCUCGACAAUAUAAUUGAAGAUUGGACGUGCCUCAACGUGAUAGGCUUUUACCGUACAAAAGUAGAACAAAAGGGUUUGAAAAAAGCGCUGGGUUUUAUACAUAAAGAUCUUCGAGAUAUUGCAAAUUCUAUUCCUGGAUUUGACGCGACAAGGAAGAAAAAAGCUCAGGAAAUUCUCGCAAGCUGGGACUUUAGUUCUCCAUGCAAAACUAAAUCUGAAAAAAGAACGAGAAGUGGGAGAGUAGUUGUACCGGAUUAUCGUGGAUUACUUACAGGUACGGAUGUCGGGAUUUCCUCCAAAAAAACUACAUACACAGAUGAAAACCCCUCUCAAGAAAACGAAGAGGAAGCAACGACCGAGUAUUCUUUUGAAAAUCUCUCCCAAGGAAAUGAUGAGAAAAGAACUAUUCAAGAUGAUAUUAUAGCAGACAUCUUAGGAAAUACUGAACGCUCAAACGCAUCAAAAGAAAUUUUUACGAUUUAUAAAGCGCAAUACCCUGAUGGCGAUCUAAUUGACCUCCGACUGAAAUCGCCCUUCUUAAAAAAACUUUCAAGGCAAAUAGCAACAUCGUAUCUAACGGAAAUGGAUACCAUGACAGAGACGUUGGUCCCCGCAAAUGUUCAUGAAUUUCUCGUAAUUUUUUUUUCACAAAGCUUAACAACCGAGGAGUGGAAUUACCAAAUCGAUGAUUUAAAAGCACCAGAAAAAGAUGAUUUUAUAAUGAAUGCAGUGGUACGAAUUUUACGUCGUACAUUGCCACAAUUUAUUAAGGCAUCUUCACUCGAAGAACAGAACCCACUUUUAAAUAUUGCCACAAUAGAACAUGCGCAUCUUAAUGCUUUCGUUCACCCAUGUCUUGACGCUUCUUUAUGGUACAUUACAGGUAUACAUUAUGAUUAUGGCGAGAUCCCAUCAAAAAAUUACACUAAUGGUAAUCGUGUUAAUGGAGCUGGUUACAUGAUAGAUUCUGAUAAGUAUCAGCUUAUUUAUGUUGAAGGCUCGAGACCAGUAACAAAAGAUAAAAAGGAAAUCGAUGAUGUCAAAAAAAUAACAGAAAACUUAAAGAAUAUAUUCGCGAAUAUUGUAAAGGAAACAAUCAAAAGCAGGCAACGUUUACCAAAGAAGUUGUACGUAUUCGGUGGCCAGAGUUUUCGUCUUCGGAUAUAUUUAUAUUUUCUUGAUCAUUGUGGAACGUAUAGAUUAAACGAGAUUGAUAAUGCCAAUCUUCCUCGGAAAUUUUCUGAAAUGAAAUAUUUCGUUUAUUUCUAUGAAUGUGUAUUAAAAUGGGCGCUAUUGGUUCGUGGUGUUACAGCAUCCUUUGAUGAUGCAAGAGCUGAACAAAGACCUUCGCGACUUUC